This is a messenger RNA of Alternaria triticimaculans, 879 nucleotides long. RefSeq lists its product as uncharacterized. The record is from RefSeq and is a predicted model, not a curated record. The coding region runs from base 1 to 879 and encodes 292 amino acids. NCBI's taxonomy places the organism in Eukaryota, Fungi, Ascomycota, Dothideomycetes, Pleosporales, Pleosporaceae. The transcript is spliced from 7 exons.
AUGACCGAGAAACUUAACAGCAACGAUCAAGCGCAGUAUGGAGAGACGAUGAAAGCAACUAUCAUCGCUCAGGCUUGCGCAAUCUACGGUCCAGGUUACAGCAAGGCUCCCAAAUUCGACGUCAUCAUCGGCUGCGUAAAAGACGAAGACAAUCUCGACACCGCCGUCGCCUGGCUCAUUGUCUAUCCAGAUACCAGAUACUUCAACUGGAAGCCUCUUCUACAAACCGCAAAGUAUCUGAGUGUAGAUGGAGCGUAUCUGUCGCUGAGGCAGAUGUUGCGCGUGAAGACGGCCGAAGUCAUGGAGAAGAAGGAUAAGACUGGAAUGGAGGUGCAACCGGAGUCUGAAUGCUACAAGCUCUACGUAGCGAAGAUGAGUUGCUCAACACAUAACCUCAGAAUCAUGGCUGGAAUGACCAAGUACGAGACGGUCAUGUGGGAAAAGCAGAUCGAAGAGCAGAUCUUGGCUCGGAUCGACUUUCUCUUCUCUAACAUGUUCCCUCCCGGUGUCGUCUUCAACAUCAGCAUCUACGGGGAGCCCGAAGCAUAUGGCUGUGACAUUAACUGGAAGAUGGGCUCUACAAAUACUCCUUGGGAUGGUUUGAUGCGCUACAAAUUCGGGGAUACUGUAGAGACGAUCUUAGAGAAACUUCUGGGAUAUUUGCGUGAGCAGUCGGUGGAGGAUCUUUGGUCGUCGGUACAGUCUCCUCACCUCGUGGAGAGCAUCAAGAAAGCUCAGGAAGACCACGCAAAGGCUGAAGAAGACCUGAAGGAGGCUGAAGAGGUCUUCAAAAAGGCUGUCGAGGUCCUCCAGAAGUCCUCGACGGACCGCAAGAAAGCCGGGGUACCGGAGGAAGUCUUCUCUUCGAUGUACGUAUAG